AUGUCUACUUCUGAUACACCAUUGUUAGACCCUUUACAGCAGCAGCAGCCACCGCCAAUGGUGGUGGCUGCCCAACAGGCCUCCACAGCUCAUUCGGGUCAUGGGUCGGUUGGACCCGUUAUUGGGGUUCUGGCAGUGAUAAUAAUACUGGGUGCAAUUUCAGUUAUGAUUGGCAGGCUUUGUUCGGGCAGGAGAAUAAUGGGUCGUGGCCGGUACGAUUUUGAAGAAUGGGCCGAGACUAAAUGUGCUUCUUGCUUUGAUGGCCGGGUUUUGCCGCCUUCUCUGCCACCCAUGGUGGCGGAGCACAGUGUAAGCAGCUCAUCCAGCGAUGCUACCCCGGCGGUGGUGCCCCAAGAAGAAACACAAAUACAUGAAGAAGAUAAAGUUCCAGAACAGCACAAUAAUUUGCAUAACUAA
Messenger RNA from Olea europaea var. sylvestris, 417 nucleotides. RefSeq lists its product as uncharacterized. Lineage: Eukaryota; Viridiplantae; Streptophyta; Magnoliopsida; Lamiales; Oleaceae. The record is from RefSeq and is a predicted model, not a curated record. Bases 1 to 417 code for a protein of 138 amino acids. The transcript has a single exon.